Prorocentrum cordatum is the source of this 1496-nucleotide messenger RNA. Lineage: Eukaryota; Dinophyceae; Prorocentrales; Prorocentraceae. The record is from the annotation of a GenBank genome assembly.
AGGUGCUGCCGAAGCUCUCCCCCGAGAACCUGCCGCGCACGCUGCGGCCGCCCGAGCUCGCCGCCCUGCUGACCGUCCUGUCGAAGGGCCGGCACCGCUACGUCGACGACCUGCCGAGCGCGCUGCUGCGGCGCCUGUGCCGCCGCGGCCCGAAGGAGCUGCUGAAGGAGAGUGCGCGCCCUUCCCGCCCGCGCUGAUCAUGCACGCCAUCCAGAAGCUGGACAAGCAGCACCGCGAGAGGUGGGACAAGGACCAGGGGCAAUGCUGCUCCAACAGUCCCGGCCGCCCUGGACAUGCACGCCGUGGACGACCGGCCGCGCGCCACGCUGCGGACCGCGCAGCAGGCGCUGUAUUCCGCGGCGCGGCGCCCCUUCGACGACCGCCUGCGCGAUAGCUGCCUGAUCGUGCAAUCCGCGGCGCUGCGGCUGCAGGUCGAGCUCGCCGAGGGGUCCGUGCUGUCGCUGGACAGCAGCGCGUUCACGCCCUUCGCGCAGAUGAGCGCGUGGCUGGCGCACCUGGUGGUUACCGCCCAGCUGCCGCCGGAUGUCCGCCCGGAGGUGCUGGCGGCGUUCAAGAAGCUGGCGGCCGCGUGCGAGCAGCUCGGGAAGUCGCCGGACACCGCGCCUUGCGACCCGGAGGGCCUCUGCCGGCUCGCGAUGUCCGUUGCGCUGGUGGUGCGCGAGGAGAGGAAGAACGGCGCCAGCUUUGCGCCCGACGCCCUGGAGGGGCUGGCGCGCGUCUGCGUCCAGAAGGCCAUGGCCGAGUCCCAGCCCCUCGCGGACUGGAGCCCCAACUUCAUCGCCGUGCUCGCGAGCGCGUUUGCCGCCGCGGACGUGCCGCACGAGGGCCUCUUCAAGAGAGUAGGCGCCCUGGCCGAGAGGUUCUCGUCGAUGGGGAAGCAGUGGAAGACCGAGGACCUGCUGAAGCUGCUGCACGCGGCCUUCGCGCUCAAGCAGCUGAAGAGCCUGGAGCGGUUCCUGCGGGGUCUCCAGGCGGACCGAGGCCUCGAGAAGCUCCUGAAGGAGGCGACGCCGCGGGACCUGCCGAUGCUCUUCGACGUCCUGGCCGUCAUCAAGGCCAGCCAGCUGCUGGUGGAGGUGUGCCGCAGCCAGAAGGACAAGCUCAAGGGGGAGAAGCUGCCCGCCCUGGUUGCCAUCCUCAAGGACUUCCCCCCGGACUCUGGGAUGCCCCCCGCGGUGCUGUCCUUCAAGUCGACCGUGCUGCGGGAGGCCGUGGGCAGGGCGGCCCUCAAGGCCCCCUCCGCGGCAGAGCUGCAGCUGCUCGUGGACCAGGCGGCGGCCGACGGCAAGGCCACCAGCCGCCUGGCCGAGCUGUCCUCGUCCCCGGCGCUGCUGACCUCCCUGUCGUCCGUGGACUCGGCGUGGAAGGACAUCCGCGCCGCCAUGACGGGCGCGCUGGGCCCCUUCCUCGGCGCCGGCGUGGAGGUGCCGCGGCUGGAGGCGUGCUGCGCCACCAAGCUGGUGCUGGCGCUGGAG